Molecule: messenger RNA, 897 nt
Organism: Rasamsonia emersonii CBS 393.64
Lineage: Eukaryota; Fungi; Ascomycota; Eurotiomycetes; Eurotiales; Trichocomaceae
Exons: 6
Coding region: 1-897 (298 amino acids)
Source: RefSeq, a predicted model, not a curated record
AUGAGCUUCACCCCGCAGGAUCUCGUCCACUAUCUCCAAGCCGCCUCGGGCGCCAUCCCAGACGACGGAGACCGAAAGGGCAUUUACCUAGUUGUGGAAGAGGACAACGAUCUGAUUGAGAAACUCUGGACGGGGAGUGAGAUACGACCAGGUCUUUAUCGCGUCGGAUGUGAGGAAGGACACGCCGGCGCUCGAUGCGUCUUCUGCGUCGACACGAACAACACCCUCAAAUGCUACAAGUUCGACGCCGACGAGGAUGAGUGGGCCGAAAUCCCCCUCCAGGGAGAGCAGGAUGAUGAUGAUGACAUCGCCAUCCACCCCUCCAGCAGACUGAGCGGCUGCUUUGCUGCCUCCUCUUCCUCCUCCUGCGGUGGCGGGGGGUACAUGGUCUUCUUCCAGGACCUGGCCGGGCGUCUGCAGGGUGUCAGGAUCCAGAACGAUGGAAAAUGGGAAUUCCUCCCUUCCAUCCCCGUGCAUGUCCAUGCGCAGGAGGGGACGCCGCAUUCGGUCGUCGUGUCGGAUGACCGUGUCUUGCAUUUGCUGUACAUCCAUCAUCAGGAUGGUCGUAUUCAUCAUUUGACGAAGGGGUUGGAAAGUAGUCGAUGGGAGGGCUGUCCAGACACCCCCCUCCCAGGCCCAAGAUUCAACGGCCACGACAAAGUCACCAACUUCAUGGCCAUCCCAAACGAGGACCUAACAUUCGAAAUCUGCGCCCUACUAUCCCCCUCCGGAAAACCUGAUCCGAAUCAACAAAGACGGCGCACAGACCGAGUUGGGAAAAGUCCGCCAGGGGGGCAAGUUCGCUGCCGUCUCGAGCGAGGAAGAGAUAGGAGUUCUAUGCUCGAUCAAAGCUGUGCCGGGCGUAAUAGCCAAAAUAGAUCCUUUAGAUUAGAUUAG